CUCAAUUCUUCCAGUCAGGGCACCUUAGCCUAAUUUGAUACAAUUUCUUUUACCACGAAAAAUGCAAUCUAUAUCAUGUAUUGCGGCCUUGAUACUCCUUGCAAAGGAGGUGACUGGGCUAACUCCAGCCGAAUGGCGGAAUCAAUCUAUAUAUUUUCUCCUGACAGAUCGGUUCGCGCGUACUGAUGGGUCCACAACGGCUGCCUGUGAUGUGAGCCAGCGCGAGUAUUGCGGAGGAAGUUGGCAAGGCAUCAUUAACCAGCUUGACUACAUCCAAGGAAUGGGAUUUAGCGCAAUAUGGAUCUCUCCUAUCACUGAACAGAUUCCGGAUGAUACUGGGCACGGAAGGGCAUAUCAUGGUUACUGGCAGAAAGAUAUAUACAAUGUCAAUUCAAAUUUUGGAUCUGCCGAUGAUAUAAAAAUUCUCUCCACGGCUCUCCAUGAUAGGGGAAUGUACCUAAUGAUUGAUGUUGUUGCAAACCACAUGGGAUAUCCUGGCGCCGGCACAGCAGUCGACUACAGCAGUUUCACCCCAUUCAACUCAUCAUCAUAUUUUCACUCAUAUUGUGAAAUAACCAACUAUGACAACCAAAGCAAUGUUGAGAAUUGCUGGUUGGGAGACAAUAUUGUGUCUCUACCUGAUCUCAAUACGCAGGCAUCGGCUGUGCGCACCAUUUGGUACGAUUGGAUUGAGGAAAUCGUCACAAAUUACUCCGUGGAUGGAUUGCGUGUCGAUACAACUAAACAUGUAGAGAAGGACUUCUGGCCUGGCUAUACCAAAGCUGCCGGAGUCUAUUGUGUUGGAGAAGUUCUCAACGGAGAUCCGGCUUAUACAUGCCCUUACCAGCAGUAUAUGGACGGUAUCCUAAACUACCCCAUAUACUAUCAGCUCUUGUAUGCGUUUGAGUCCUCCAGCGGACGCAUAGUUGAUCUCUAUCAUAUGAUUAACUCUGUGGCUUCUGACUGCAAAGAUCCUACCUUACUCGGGAAUUUUAUCGAGAACCAUGAUAACCCCCGAUUUGCAAGCUAUACGAAUGAUUUCUCCCAAGCCAAGGCCGUGAUUGCCUACGUAUUCCUCACAGAUGGAAUCCCUAUCAUCUACGCCGGACAAGAGCAGCACUUUUCGGGUGGAGCGGACCCCCAUAAUCGUGAAGCUAUAUGGCUCUCAGGGUACCCAACUACGUCAGAGCUAUAUAAAUUCAUUGCGAAAACGAACAGCAUUCGAAAACUAGCAAUUUCAAAGGAUUCCUCGUACCUGACUUCACUCAAUACUCCAUUCUACACAGACAGCCAUACAAUUGCCAUGAGAAAAGGAUCUAAGGGUUCUCAAGUUAUCACGGUCCUCUCCAAUCUGGGCUCCACUGCGGGGCCAUCCACACUUUCGCUUAGCAACCAUGGGUACUCCGCGGGCUCGCAGCUUGUAGAACUAUACACUUGUAGUUCAGUUCAGGUUGACUCUAGUGGUCGCCUUGCAGUCCCCAUGGUUUCUGGCCUACCUCGAGUUUUUGUUCUAUCAUCCUGGACAUCGGGGAGCAGUAUCUGCGGGACAACUUCAACAACUACCACCCCAACGACUGCAACGACUACUUCGACAACGACAACCCCUUGCACAGAGGCCACCACAGUGUCCGUAGUUUUUGACGAACUGAUUAAAACAACUUACGGUGAAACGGUAUACAUGGUUGGUUCCAUUGCACAGCUUGGUGACUGGGAUGCGGAUGAUGCUGUUGCACUCUCUGCUAGUGCGUACACCUCCUCCAACCCGUUAUGGAGAGUCACAAUUAGCUUGGCCGUGGGGACAUCCUUCGAAUACAAGUUUAUUAUAAAGAAGAAAGAUGGCAGUGUGGUCUGGGAAAGUGAUCCAAAUCGUUCAUAUACGGUGCCUUCGGGGUGUGUAGGCACGACGCCGACUGCAAGUAGUUCAUGGAGAUAAUACACGGCCUUCGUGUAAUGAGACCCGGCAAUUGAGGAACAUAGUCGGUGGUGUUCUUAGGUUGGGAUACUAGCAAUCGGGAGGCUUUCCUUGCUUUACAAGGUCGUUCUUUAUCUCGACUGAGCUCUCAGGGUACACUGGAAACGUAGUAUAGGGAGCUGGGCAUAGGACGGCGAGACAGUCCCCAGGAGCCAUCAUAUAGCUAAGUCCAGCGUCAAUAGCGUCCCUCACUCAAUACUAGCUCUUAUCUUAUU
Aspergillus ochraceoroseus IBT 24754 is the source of this 2187-nucleotide messenger RNA. RefSeq names its product putative alpha-amylase. The transcript is spliced from 9 exons. Gene Ontology annotation, biological process: carbohydrate catabolic process. Bases 62 to 1933 code for a protein of 623 amino acids. Gene Ontology annotation, molecular function: calcium ion binding; starch binding; alpha-amylase activity. NCBI's taxonomy places the organism in Eukaryota, Fungi, Ascomycota, Eurotiomycetes, Eurotiales, Aspergillaceae. The record is from RefSeq and is a predicted model, not a curated record.